Plutella xylostella (diamondback moth) is the source of this 2112-nucleotide messenger RNA. Its product is annotated as mitochondrial disaggregase. NCBI's taxonomy places the organism in Eukaryota, Metazoa, Arthropoda, Insecta, Lepidoptera, Plutellidae. The record is from RefSeq and is a predicted model, not a curated record. Gene Ontology annotation, molecular function: protein binding; ATP binding; ATP hydrolysis activity. Gene Ontology annotation, biological process: cellular response to heat. Gene Ontology annotation, cellular component: mitochondrion; cytoplasm.
AUUCUUUAAGACACCGAAACUAAAAAUGAUGCAACAACUGCAACAAACUCUGUAACUCCAAAAACACGUAGCCACAAAAUUCACCAGAGGCAGUGAUAGUUCAUCAUGUCAAGCAGAUCCUGGUUGGCCGGGGUGGCGUGGCGGGCGGCGCGGCGAGGGCUGGCGGUGCGGGCGGCGGCGUCGGUGCGGCAACUGCGCGCCUCGUCCGGCGGCCCGGGGGCUGAAGAGGCGGCGCCGUGCUACGGGCACUGGGCCGCCGCUGCCGCCCUCGCUGUCACUGUUAUUGCUGCUGAACAUUAUAACGAAAAGAGAUUCUUCAAGGCAGCCCUACUAGGAAAUGUUCAAGAGUUAGAAAAACAAAUCCAAUCCCUGGAAACUGUGGUCGGUAGCGGCGGCGGCGGCGGCGGCGAGGAAGAAGGCUCGGCGGCAGACCGGCGGCACACACUGGGCUGGACGGCGCUCAUGGCCGCCGCCGCCAACGACCGGGCGCCGUGCGUGCGCGCGCUGCUGGCCCGCGGCGCCCGCCCCGACGCCCGCGACCGCUACCCCGGCGCCGCCGCCGCCGCCGCGCGACACGGACUACACGCGUUAGACAUCCUCCAGCGAAGAGAAGAAGAGUUCUGUCCGUCGAUGAACGCACGCGCCUCCUAUCUCGGGUGGACUGCGCUUCACUAUGCGGCUCUAGGGGAUAGUGCUGACAGCACCCGCGCGCUGCUAGCUGGCGGUGCUGACCCUACAGCUAGAGACCAUGCAGGACGCCGCGCCAUACACUACGCUCGAGAUGCCUCCCCUACUAGAGAGUUACUCGUAGAAGCAGCGAAGGACUGGGAGCGCGCGGCCGCCGCAGCCGCCGCUGAGGAACGCCGCCGCUUUCCCUUAGAACAACGACUCAAGCGGUACCUAGUCGGCCAGCGCGCCGCCAUCAACGCCGUGGCCGCCGCCGUGCGCCGGAAAGAAAACGGCUGGUCAGACGAGGACCAUCCUCUCGUCUUCCUCUUCUUAGGAAGUUCAGGCGUCGGUAAAACAGAGCUAGGGAAGCAGCUAGCUCGAUACCUGCACGGGGACCAGCCGGGGGCUUUUAUACGGCUGGAUAUGUCGGAGUAUGGGGAGCGGCAUGAAGUGGCCAAGCUGAUAGGGGCCCCGCCGGGGUAUGUCGGGCAUGAGUCGGGCGGCCUGCUGACCCGUGCGCUGCAGAAGCGACCGGACGCCGUGGUGCUGUUGGACGAGGUGGACAAGGCGCAUCCUGAUGUUCUGACUGUGUUGUUGCAGCUGUUUGAUGAGGGUCGGCUUACAGACGGCAAGGGCAAACUGAUCGAGUGCAAAGACGCCGUGUUCGUGAUGACUUCCAACUUGGCAGCCGACGAGAUCGCGCAAUACGGCAUGCAGCUGCGGCGCGAGGCCGAGCGCCCCCCGGCCGGCCUCGCCCCCACAGUUUCCGCCCCCGACGCCCCCGCAGUUACCGCCCCCGACGACCAGCCCGCCCCCGAAGUGCAAGUCUCACGCCAGUUCAAAGACCAAGUCGUCCGACCGAUCCUGAAGCGCCACUUCGGGCGAGACGAGUUCCUCGGCCGCAUCAACGAAAUGGUGUACUUCUUGCCCUUCUCACGAGCAGAGUUGCUAGAGCUGGUUCAGUUGGAGCUCGGGCGCUGGGCGGAGCGGGCGCGUGCCCGCCACGGGAUCGACUUAGCUUGGGAAGGGGGAGUAUUAGGUGCUUUGGCUGACGGUUAUGAUGUCCACUAUGGAGCUAGGAGUAUCCAGCACGAGGUGGAACGGCGGGUCGUGAACCGGCUGGCGGCGGCGGCGGAGCGCGGGGAGCUGCCGCGGGGUGCGGGGGUGCGGCUCGAGGCGCGCGGGGGGAGGCUCGCGCUCGCCGUGCGGCGCCCGCCUGAUGGCAACUACAAGCCGCUUGACGCCGAGUGAAGGGAGCUAGGGACUGUGGGACUGAGUGAAUGUAGGCAGUGAAUGUAGGCAGUGAAGUGACCAGUGAUGGGUGGGCCUGAAUACAUGGUGGCAAAUUUCUGUACAUAAAAUUAUGCAUAAUGCAACUGUUAGGUGCCUGCUGUUAGUUUAUAAUAAUAAUUUAGAUAAAUAAAAAUGCGAUUACAUAUGUAA